This is a messenger RNA of Miscanthus lutarioriparius, 1374 nucleotides long. NCBI's taxonomy places the organism in Eukaryota, Viridiplantae, Streptophyta, Magnoliopsida, Poales, Poaceae. The record is from the annotation of a GenBank genome assembly.
AUGGCCUGGUACCCGGGGAUGCCGGAGAACGGCCCUGCUUCGGGCAGUGCGGCAGUGAUUACCUCGCUGGACAUGAUGGCGGAGGCCACUAGGCUCCGCACCAAGGCUGUGCUCCUAGUGGCACGGGCUAGGCUGCCACAUGUCGACAUCACCAUUGGUGACAUGUGGUUCCCAGACCUGCUAUCGCGCGCCAAGAUGGUGACUUUCUUCGAGCACGGUGUGGGCCAGGCGCCGCCGGUGGCUGGGAGAGGGGCGUUGCCCAGGGAGGUGGCUCCACCUCCAUGUGGCAUGAGCCACAACCUGCUCAUCCACCUCGACUUGGUGGAGGACUGGAGCCCCCCUAGGACCCGCACCCCUAGCUCGGGGAAGAGUGGGGCUCCCUCCUCUAUCUCUUCUAAGUCAGAUGAGUACCCCAGGAUCUACAACUUUGAUGACUGGACACCUGGCGUGUUGGACGGCCUCCGCGUGAGGCCAAGGGCUGAUGCUUGCCACCCCCUCCUAAGGGCGCACCUACCAGAGGACAUGACAACAACAACGAAGAUGGGCAAGCAGGCACUCAACCUGCUGCGCCGCACUAGAGACUCCACCAGCAAUGGGGGUGGGAGCAGACAGCGCACUCGCUCCCCACCACCGGCCAGGCAAUGGAAUGCUGAUGUGGGUGAUGAGGCGUCAGACGGAGGCGGUCACGGCAGGCAGCUGGUGCGUGACGGCCACAACUCCUCGCGCAUGCGUGAUCCGCUGCGGCGCGAGGAUGCCGACUGGGAGCGCCGCAGAUCAUGCUCCCCUGUGGCCAAGGCACAGCACGGAGAGGUGACCAUGGUGGCUGAUGUGGAGAUGGACUUCGGAAAGGGGGACCUCGGCUCUGCCCUGCUCUCAAGGACACUUCCCAGGGCGGAGACGUGCACUGGUGACGUCUGGUCUGCUCUCACCCGCCCCCUUGGUGACUACGACCCGAUGAUCGAGGAGGCGCUGGCGGCGUGUGAGGCUGCGAUGACCAGGUCGCUAUCUUUCUCCCUGCCUAGAAGCCCAUCGAUGGAGGAGCAGCGAUCUCCGGUGUAUGUGGCCAACUGUAGAGCCAACUGGGACAAGCUUGUGGAGCUAAACAAGGAGGCGGCUACCCUGGGAUAUGGUAAUGUGAUCCACUUCGGACCUAGGGUGCAACUGAUCAAGGCAUUUGAGACAGUGGGGCCGAAUGAGCCGAUUGGAGAUGAGGCGCUGGCGGCCUUUGCCAAGCGCUUUGCUACACCGCUAUCCCCAGAACAGAUUGCAGCAGUGCGGAAGCUUACUUCACUGGACAGCGGGCCGGUGAUUACAGUAGCAGCACAGUUGGCAGCAGUUGAGGGAGCUGAGGCCAUGGAGGAUGGUGGAGCCUGA